Messenger RNA from Arabis nemorensis, 2073 nucleotides. The record is from the annotation of a GenBank genome assembly. Lineage: Eukaryota; Viridiplantae; Streptophyta; Magnoliopsida; Brassicales; Brassicaceae.
AUGGAUACGAGCAGGAGAGCUGUGGAAUCGUAUUGGAGGUCGCGGAUGAUCGAUGCGGUCACGUCUGAUGAAGACAAAGUAGCUCCUGUGUAUAAAUUGGAAGAGAUCUGCGACCUUCUUCGUUCUUCUCAUGUCAGCAUCGUCAAGGAGUUUUCGGAAUUUAUUUUGAAACGUCUUGACAACAAAAGCCCCAUCGUUAAGCAGAAGGCUCUUAGGCUGAUAAAGUACGCGGUGGGAAAGUCUGGCGCAGAGUUUAGAAGGGAAAUGCAAAGGAACUCUGUUGCAGUUCGCAAUUUAUUCCAUUACAAGGGGCAUCCAGAUCCUUUAAAAGGGGAUGCGCUUAAUAAGGCUGUACGGGAUACUGCUCAUGAAACAAUUUCUGCUAUAUUCUCCGAAGAGAAUGGUAGUAAGCCAGCUGCUCCUGAAAGCAUCAACAGACGCAUUGAAGGAUUUGGGAAUACUAACUUUCAGGUGCCUACUGAUGAUAAAAAAUCGUUCCUGAGUGAGGUGGUGGGUCUGGGAAGUGCAUCAAUAAAGCAAGGAAUCAGUAAUUUUGCUCAAGGUAAUUUGCCGAAGAAGAAUGAGAAUGGAAGCAGCAGCUACAGAGGUCCAAAUCUACACAGAUCAUUAACUAUGGAAAACGAGAACUUCAGUAGAUAUGAUCCAGUUAAGCUGGGGAAUGAUGGUAACCAUGGGAUUUCUAGGAACACGGGUGGUGGAUCUUGGGGCCAUGCUUCCGGAGAGACAAGUGAAAGUUCUGCUUCAGUUCGUCUCGAGAGCAAAACUCGUGAGGAAAGGCUGCUGGAAACCGUUGUUACAUCUGGCGGUGUACGCCUGCAGCCAACUCGUGAUGCACUUCAUGUAUUCAUCUUAGAGGCUGCUAAAAUGGAUGCUGUUGCUUUAAGCAUUGCUCUUGACGGGAAGCUCCAGUCUCCGAUGUGGCAGGUUCGGAUGAAAGCUUUAUGUGUCCUUGAGGCCAUUUUGAGGAAAAAGGAAGAUGAUAAUUUUUCAAUUGUACAUACUUAUUUUAGUGAAAACACGGAUGUAAUACAGAGAUGCUCAGAGUCUCCUCAAUCUUCCCUUCGUGAAAAGGCUAACAGGGUUAUGAGCCUUCUAGAUGGUGGACAGUCAAGUGGGUUGAUGAGCAGCUCAGAGAAUACUGUGAAGCGAGAGCCUGCUGUUGAUUUACCUGACUUGAUCGACACUGGUGAUUCAAAUUAUACAACAGAAGAUACUUUGAACAUGCCAAAUGCUAUAAAUACUGGCAGUACAGUGACGACACCAGCUCCAUUGAUGGAUGGUGAUUGGUUUGGGGAUAGUACUGACACUGGACUGAGUAGCAGCGAGAAGAAAAAUGAUGAUGACCCUUUUGCAGAUGUAUCAUUUCAUAAUGAAGAAAAAGAAAAUGCAGAUGAUCUGUUCUCUGGAAUGACUGUCGGGGAAAAGCCCGCUGCUGGUGGUAAUCAUGUACCUGAGCUAUUUGAUAUGUUUGGGUCGACUGAAGCAGAACCAAAAGGUUCGAAAAACAUAAAUGAUUUGAUGGCAAGCUUCUCCGUUGAUGAAAACAGCUCAAAUCAGAAAGGCUCGUCUUCAAGCACCCUUCCAGAUAAUUUAUUUGCAAUGCCGAGCACCAAUAGCCACCAAGCACCGGAAAAUCCUCUUGGAGGCAUUCUUGGUUCACAAAGCCCUGGGUUUAUUCAAAACCCAAUGGUUCCUGGGGGUGUAAUGCCCUUCAAUUUUCCUCCGGGGAUGAUGAUGAAUCCAGCUUUUGCAUCUCAACCUUUGAACUACGCUGCCAUGGCAAGCUUGUUAGCUCAGCAGCAGCAGCAGUACCUUGGUAAUAUGUCGAACUUCCAGCAGUUUGGCAACAUGAACGCUCAGGGUAGCGGAAAUGUUCUUCCCAUAGGUACUAACGGAGGAAAUCAGUCAGCACUCCCUGAUAUAUUCCAGCCAAGUUUUGGUAAUCAGGCUCCAACCUCAACAAUGAACGGUUCGGAAAAAAAAGAUACCAGAGCAUUCGAUUUCAUCUCAGAUCAUCUUGCAUCAGCCCGCGACACAAAGAGAAUAUCUUAA